Encephalitozoon cuniculi GB-M1 is the source of this 1758-nucleotide messenger RNA. RefSeq lists its product as uncharacterized. Gene Ontology annotation, biological process: endoplasmic reticulum to Golgi vesicle-mediated transport; retrograde vesicle-mediated transport, Golgi to endoplasmic reticulum. The record is from RefSeq and is marked provisional. Gene Ontology annotation, cellular component: Dsl1/NZR complex. The transcript has a single exon. Lineage: Eukaryota; Fungi; Microsporidia; Unikaryonidae. Bases 1 to 1758 code for a protein of 585 amino acids.
AUGGACAUUCUCUUGAAGAAGAAGGACCGCCUCGAACACCAGCUAAGGCAACUAAAGCAAAAAGAAAGAGACAGAGCUGAGUACAGGACCCACCUGGUUGCCCAGGCUGGUGAACAAAAGGUGGCAAUGGAGAAGCUGCAGAGAGAAGUGAGUGCGGUGGAGCAGGUUCUUCUUGAAAAGAAAGAAAAGUUUCUGGUUCUGAAGGACGAGGUUUUCAAGUACAAGAAGGGCGCCCUGCAUGGGAUCAGAGACGAGCUUAGAUCCUUGUAUAAAAGCAUAUUUGAAGAGGCAUCCAAGGCGCACUUUUCAGCAUCGUUCUCGGCUUUUGAGGAGUUUACAAGGGUCAGGGACCUAAUUGGAAGGAAUGUGUUUAGAGGUCUCGGACGACGGCUCGAGAGGCUCUACAGCGAGGAAAAGGAGAAGCUGAAGAAGCAUAUUCUGUCGCAAAUCGCAAAGAAGAUGCAGGAGAAGCGAAAGAUGCAUGAGCUUGUGUUCAACAUGAAGUUUCUUCGCAGGUAUGAGGAUUACUUUUCCGAGGAUGUGAUGACGGGGUUUCUUUACGAAAGGACGGCAAAGGGCUUUGAGUACCACUUCAUGAGCGACAGGGACUCCAACCGGCUGGACAAGCCUGAAUGGUUUCUUGACUUCAUUCUUGGGAAACUCCAGGAGAACAGGGAGAUCUUUGAUAUAUGGGAGGAUGUGGGCGGAGUGGAGCUCAAAGGCAAUGGAUCCAGCACUAGAUUUCUGAGUCUGGUUACCAUGACAUGUGGACUGGUUGAGACGAAGAUAGACGAGGUUUCUGCAAGUAGGAGCAAGCAGAAGAGGAAUCUGACGCUUCAUCUCGGGGUUCAGGUUAUGAAGUUCAGACACAAGGUCUUCCAGAGCUAUGGAGCAGUUCUCGAGUUUCCCAAGCUAGGAAAGAUGCUGUACAAGGAACAGAGGAAGUAUGUCCGGGAGAAGCUGUCGAAGAUACAUGAGAUGAGACAUGUGAGGUGGUUUGAUGGAUACAAGGAGCUCUCCCGGGAAUGCCUCCUCUACAUCUAUAGGUUCAGGGAGCUGGACUCUGCAUUUGGGAUGGACGAUGUGAUUCAGAUUAUUGUAGAUUACAACAGGGUGUUUCUAGAGAGCCUUAGAUACAUAAAUAGACAGGAAAUAAGGGUUCUUUGCUGGGUGUACAGCGAAUUCGAGAGAUUCAAGGGGUUUCUGUUGGAUCAAGAGAGCGAGGUGGUCUUCGACAGCAGGCUAAGCAUGGAGAGUAGGAGUGUGAACGUAAGGAAAGACAGGGCCGAAGCGGUCGAGGACAUGCUUCACGAGGCAGUUACAGGAUCCAUCGAAAGGAUUUCUGAGUUCAACAGUGAAAAUCUAAAGCUGAUUAUGUCGCUAGCAAUGAACGACACAGAAGAGGGGCUGAAGCCGGUCAAAAGGUUCUCCCACGAUCCGAACAGAGUCUUCCGAAAUCUGGUGGUGGGCGUGGGGAGGUAUCUCGACGACUACAGGGAGUGUCUAUCCUACAGAGCCAUCUCUCACAGUGUGAAGGAGAGAAUAGACGGGUUUGUGCUUGAGGAGGUUGUGCUGAAGCAUAGGCUUGAAAGCUCCGAAUACUUUGAGCUGGUUGAGACGAUGAAGAGGCUGAAGGAGAUGUUUGGGGAGGAGGAGUGGAAGAGUGAAGUGGGGCUGAAGUGCGUUGGAGAUAUAUUUGAGGGCCGAGAUGCUGGAGAAGGCCCUCUGUCGAAGAUGAUCAAGAGUCUGUACGUGUGA